AUGGUGCUGGUACCUAGGCGAUAUGCUAAGGCGUUGAAGCUGACCGCGAUUCUGAUACUGUUUUGUGUCUUGCUUGUUGUAAGCAACAAGUUUAUGGAUAGGAGUCUUUCUGUGUCGGAGUACCGGGAAUAUCUGAAGACAUACUUGGAAAUAGCUCAAAAUGGGAAGCCAAUGGAGGCGCCGUCGUUGGAUCAAACUGGAAGGACGACACACGAUGGGAAUGGGCGGUUGAAGAAGUUUUACGGGCAAGUUUUUGAACUCUUGAAGGAAUACUCGCCGAGCGGAAAAUCAGCGAGAGAGUACAGUAAGCGGUGUAAGCUGGAAGGAGAUAUUGGGUUUCGACCAGAAAAUUACAAAGAUUGGUACAAGCUUACCGGAGAGGAGUUAUCCUCUUGCCUGCUCAUGUCGGGGUCUGAGGUGGAGAAGCUGAAAAAGAGCCAUGCCGGCUACGUGGAGGCGCUGGACGGCUUUGUGCUGCCCAAGGCGUCGUACAAAGGCCGAGGCAUCGUUACCGUGGGCGGCGGUAAGUUUUCUCUGAUGGCGCUUCUGGUUAUAAAGACGUUGAGAAACCUGCAUACCACUUUACCGGUGGAGGUGUUUAUUCCUCCCAGUGACGAGGGCGAGGCAGAACUUUGUAAUGUGGUUCUGCCUCGGUAUAAUGCCAAGUGUAUCUUCCUGUCUGAUAUUCUGCCUGAGUCAUCGUUGGAAAAUUUCGAAUUUACUGGCUACCAGUUCAAGUCGCUGGCGCUGAUAGCGUCCAGUUUCGAAGACGUGCUGUUUUUAGACGCCGACAACUUCCCCGUGAAACCACUGGAUCACAUCUUCGACGAGGAACCUUACGCCUCUACAGGGUUCGUUUUAUGGCCCGAUUUUUGGAGAAGAACGACUCAGCCAGUGUACUAUGACAUUGCUGGUAUCGAGGUGGACAAGCGGAAGCGCUCACGUAACUGUUUCGACGACCUAACUCCACCGGAAGUGUACACUCCGAAUAUGAACGACCUGUCCCAGGUGCCGUUCCACGAUCUGGAGGGCGCUAUUCCGGAUGUCUCGACCGAAUCUGGCCAGCUAAUGAUCAGCAAGUCUAGACAUCUGGGUACAAUCCUACUUGCUCUCUACUACAACGUUAAUGGGCCAAGUUGGUACUACCCGAUGUUUUCUCAGAGAGCCGCUGGCGAAGGUGACAAGGAAACGUUUCUCACAGCUGCAAGCUUCUAUGGGUUAUCGUUUUAUCAAGUAAAAAGUGCCACAGGCGUUGAGGGCUAUCAUAGGCCGGACGGAGAAGGGUUUCGCGGUGUCGCGAUGUUGCAACACGAUCUCAAUCAAGACUAUGCGCGCUAUAAGGCUGCUGCAAAAGCCAUCGCAGCCAAAUACCAAUCGAAUACGGCAAUCGAAUUUGACAAAUCUUACUCUCUACAAGAAUUUUACAACACAUAUUUCGGUGCUAGUGAACCAAAGUACCCCAACGAAGUCGACGUCAUGUUUGCCCACUCAAAUACUCCAAAAUUCGAUCCCUAUAUGCUAUGGAAGAAUCAAGAUCUGAUCUACCAGAAAAAGCACAUCCGAUCAUACACCGCACUGAGCAAAAUAAACUACUAUGACCUGGAACUGGAAAACUUCAGAGCCAUGAAUCAAUACCUAUGUGUCAAGCGAACUUCUUUCAAGUAUCUUGAUGAGAAAGUAAACGGCCCGGAAGAGUGGGCUUCUAUGUGCGAAUAUAUCAAAGAUCGGCUGACCUUCUUGGAGGCCACACACACCCAAGCAGUGUCGCCGUCUAACUGA
Messenger RNA from Torulaspora globosa, 1779 nucleotides. RefSeq names its product alpha-1,2-mannosyltransferase MNN2 (gene MNN2). The record is from RefSeq and is a predicted model, not a curated record. Lineage: Eukaryota; Fungi; Ascomycota; Saccharomycetes; Saccharomycetales; Saccharomycetaceae. Gene Ontology annotation, cellular component: Golgi apparatus. Gene Ontology annotation, molecular function: alpha-1,2-mannosyltransferase activity. Bases 1 to 1779 code for a protein of 592 amino acids. The transcript has a single exon. Gene Ontology annotation, biological process: mannan biosynthetic process.